AUAGAAACGCGCCAGCUCCGAUCCGUUACGUUAUACCCGUUUUUUCUGAACAUUAACAAAACAAGGCAAAAUUGCAAAUGGGGUUUCAAGAACCAGUACACAACAAUGGGUGUGGUGAUCCAGAACCAAGUAUGGGAGCCACCCCCUUGGCUCAAUCUCUUCCUCUUCUCCUCUUCUUUCGUCUCCAUUUUUGGGUUUACUUUCUUCUCUAACAAUGCCAACCCAUCAACUGCUUUCGAUCUUGGAAGCUCUCAUUCUCUUUCUUCCAUCUUUCUAAGAUUUCAAAGGACCUUCUUGGCUAUAUACUCGCUUGUUUCAGUGCUUGAGGGGCUACAAUCUGUUUAUGGAGAGGUUGAGUACAGUUAUUAUGGUUUUACAAGGGAUCAGAUGUUCAUGGUUGUUCUCUAUGGGUUUAUUGUUUGCACUUCUGUUGGUACUUUUUUGGGUUUCUUUGCUAGUUCCAUGGAUCAGAAGAAGGCUUGUGUUAUAUGUUGCAUUUUCCAUCUCGUUGCAUCUGUCUUAAAGGGUUUGGCUAAGCUUCCAUUAUUGUCUAGUAUCUGUUCAGCGAUAGCAUCAUUUGUAUUUUCCUACAGUUUUGAAGCAUGGAUGGUAUCUGAGAUUGAGAAGCUCGGUUUUCGACGUGACUCUCUAAAUGAAAUGUUUUGGUUAAUGACAUUUUGGGAAUCUGUUGCUCUCAUUGGAAGCCAAGUGAUAGCGAAUUGGUUGAUCAGUGGGAAUAUUGAGAAUGGGGUGGUUUUCCCAUCAGCUGUUGCUGCUUAUAUGGCUAUCGCAUGUUUGAUUUGCAUUGGCAAAGGUUGGAAAACAAGUGUUUUCACUUCAGUAUCAAAGAGCCAUGAGAUGGCUUUUUCUCCUCCAAUUCUCAUUGAUAAGAGGGUAUAUUUAUUGGGAGUAGCACAAGCAUGUGUUCACUUUGCUCUGACUAUCUUCUGGCUACUUUGGACACCUACCAUAGUGGCUGAUGGUAGAGAAGUCAAUAUGGGGAUGAUAUAUCCAUGUCUACUCGGUGCAAGGAUGCUUGGCAGCACUGCAUUUCCAUGGAUGGUGACUGGACCAUUUUCAAUAAGGACAGAGGAUUAUGUGAUCAUGGCCUUUGCAGUUGCAGGUGUCAUGUUGUUUGUGCCAGCUUUUGAUUAUCAGGAGAUUUGGUUUCUAGUUGCUGUGUUCUGUAUCUUCCAUGCGUGUGUCGGAUUCAUUCUACCUUCACUUGCAAGACUGAGAAGCUUGUUUGUACCAAAUGAUCAUCGUGCAGCGAUGAUGAGCAUGUAUCACGCAGUCGCGAGUUGCAUGGUUUUGUUGGUUCUGGGCGUAGACUUCUACGUUUGGAAGCUUGGAAAUGCAUGCAUUAUGGGCAUGGCUGUAGUGGGCUUGUUUGCUGCUGGUUUCUGCAUUUACAAUCUUAGGAAGCCUCAACAAGAUCACCGCUCACUUUAGAUGCUGAUAUCAACUAAUUAUCGAAUCGAGGAAGGCCAGACAUUAACAUGCAGAUUUUCUCCAUGAUAUUCAUUCAUGACUUGCUCUCCAUGAGAGCACAAAGUUUUGCAAGCGACUGAAAGUGAUCUCCCCAAGUCUCAGAAAUCAGCCAAGGUUUAUCAUGCAUGAGGAUCCCGAAAUUUUAGCAUUCAUCAGGCUCUCUUGGAUGGGUCAGUUUUGCCAUUUACAAGGGAUUUCCUUUUUUCGGGACUUUGGAACAUAGUACCUGGAGCAUCCUCAUAGAUCAGGCAAAGUGGUCUUCAGAUAUGGAAUAUUAGAACUCUUUAGACCCUUAAUUUUUUGGGACUAUUUUGCCCUGUUUUGCUUGGAAUUUUAAGCAUCCAUGCCAUGAAUCAGGCAUCCAAUAGUUGGUCAAAAAAAUUUGAGUGGUAUCUGCUGAAAGUUUGGACUA
Molecule: messenger RNA, 1903 nt
Organism: Amborella trichopoda
Lineage: Eukaryota; Viridiplantae; Streptophyta; Magnoliopsida; Amborellales; Amborellaceae
Product: Major facilitator superfamily protein
Biological process (GO): molybdate ion transport
Cellular component (GO): membrane
Molecular function (GO): molybdate ion transmembrane transporter activity
Source: RefSeq, a predicted model, not a curated record